GGAAAAUGGUUAAUAUUGUGUGUAAAAAGUUCACCAAAAUUAGUUGAUAUCGUUGACAGAAGUUAUUAAAAGCAGUUGCAACAGAAUUUACGCAAAAGAUUUGUGAGUUGAUUGAGUGCAUUCGCGGGUUAAAUUUGGGUGUUAUUACGACCAUCCCCGGCACAUGUGGAAUAAGUGUGUGACAGGCACAAGAUUCAGGAAGCUCCAAGUAGUUAGGUUCAUAGGGAUUAGGGAAACAGAAGAUAAUAGAAAGUUACUGUAUAGUGGGUUACUGUGAAGAAUACCGACGACGUGUUGAGGAUCUUUAAUAAGGAAGGUGACGGCGAUCGAUUGCUCUCCAGAACAGCGCCACGCUUGUUCUAACGACGACAUCUGGCAGUUCCCAUCGUUGUGUGGCAACACGCUCGCUCUAAGAAACAUCAUUCACCAUGCCGCAGAACGAAUAUAUUGAACGGCACAUUAAGCUGUACGGUCGCCGGCUUGAUUAUGAAGAGCGCAAGCGUAAGCGAGAGGCUCGCGAGCCAAAGAAGCGCGCCGCCACGGCCCGCAAGCUGCGGGGCAUCAAGGCUAAGCUUUUCCAGAAGCAGCGCCGCAAUGAGAAGAUUCAGAUGAAGCGCAAGAUCCAGGCGCACGAGGAGAAGAAGGUGAAGAAGACGACCGAAAAGGUUGAGGAUGGAGCCCUUCCGCCGUACCUGAUGGAUCGUGGCAUACAAUCGAGCGCGAAGGUGCUCUCCAACAUGAUCAAACAGAAGCGGAAAGAGAAGGCGGGCAAAUGGGAUGUACCGAUACCGAAGGUGCGUGCACAGUCCGAUGCCGAGGUGUUCAAGGUGAUUCGGAGCGGCAAAACGAAGCGCAAAGCCUGGAAGCGUAUGGUCACGAAAGUGACGUACGUCGGAGAGAACUUUACCCGUAAGCCACCGAAAUACGAGCGAUUCAUCCGACCGAUGGCACUCCGCUUCAACAAGGCGCACGUAACGCAUCCGGAGCUGAAGGCAACCUUUUACCUGCCAAUUAUUGGUGUGAAGAAGAAUCCCUCCUCGCCGAUGUACACGAGCCUGGGUGUGAUCACCAAGGGUACCGUGAUUGAGGUGAACAUUUCCGAGCUCGGUCUCGUCACACAGUCCGGCAAGGUGGUGUGGGGAAAGUACGCCCAGGUGACGAACAACCCGGAAAAUGACGGUUGCAUCAAUGCGGUACUGUUGAUUUAAAGUAGUGCGUGGGGAAAUAUGGGGUAUUGUGGCUAAAGGGAGAACAACGGACUGUUAUUCUUCAGCGUUGAUUGGGCGUGUAGGUGUUAAGAUUUUCUUUAAGAUCAAAGAUAGUUUAUCGAGCAGGUCAAGCGAAAACAGGAGACUAAAGGACAAGGCUAGGGAAUAGAUCAGGAAUUUUGUAUCAGAAAGCCUGAAUAAGAAAAAGGAGCGUUUGGGUGC
Messenger RNA from Anopheles funestus (African malaria mosquito), 1430 nucleotides. It is a transcript of the gene Ip259, whose product is annotated as ribosome biogenesis protein NSA2 homolog. The coding region runs from base 429 to 1208 and encodes 259 amino acids. The transcript has 2 exons. Lineage: Eukaryota; Metazoa; Arthropoda; Insecta; Diptera; Culicidae. Gene Ontology annotation, cellular component: nucleolus; preribosome, large subunit precursor. Gene Ontology annotation, biological process: maturation of 5.8S rRNA; maturation of LSU-rRNA. The record is from RefSeq and is a predicted model, not a curated record.